Messenger RNA from Drosophila montana, 8227 nucleotides. RefSeq lists its product as uncharacterized. The transcript is spliced from 13 exons. NCBI's taxonomy places the organism in Eukaryota, Metazoa, Arthropoda, Insecta, Diptera, Drosophilidae. Gene Ontology annotation, biological process: intracellular signal transduction; protein phosphorylation; receptor guanylyl cyclase signaling pathway. Gene Ontology annotation, molecular function: peptide receptor activity; adenylate cyclase activity; guanylate cyclase activity. Gene Ontology annotation, cellular component: plasma membrane. Bases 1348 to 6534 code for a protein of 1728 amino acids. The record is from RefSeq and is a predicted model, not a curated record.
UAAUCAGUGUAAAAACAAAAACAGAUCUGAUCAACAAUGCAACAUAUUGAACUUAAAACAUUAACUUUGAAAAUGUUUUGUUAAGACCCGCUUUACUUGUGGUCCAAUCCACUCGGCAAACAAAAGGUUGCUUGCUUUUGUUUGAUAACAAAAACGUCGGAUAAAUUACCUAUAUUGAGUAGGCGGGUAUCAGAAUUAAUUCAAAGCUUAUGCCAAGCUAACGCAAAGUCUGCCAUAAUCUGAGGCUAGACAGGAGUUGUCAAGCCAGAUGGGCACACGAUAAGAGCCCCAUCCAGCCACAGCCACAGCCACAGCAGCAACAAGAAUGGAAUACAUACCUCUGCCAUUGGCAAAGCUUCUGUUGAUGUAGCUGUUGGGUCGCUGACAGCGCUGCCGUCACCAUGGCUGCCAUUAAGGACGACACACGCCAGCCGAGUGACGCCUGCCUAUGUUAAGGAAUUCCGUUUCCGGCAUCGCGUAUACGCGCCGUGAGCCGACAUCGGGGCGCAUCUUAAUUGCCGAAAUAUUUGCUCCGCCUUCGAUGAUUCAAAUUUUUACGGACUUCUUUCACAAUUUACAGCGCGCUUUGGAACGCAACGUUAGGGGUCGAAACUCAAGCCGAAUACCAAAUAGAAAAUCGUGAAAAUCAUAGCUUCCGUUCGACUUUUACACCAAACACGUGAGUCUCUAGCAAUACGAAAGGCACUUGACUUGCAGCAAAAAGCAAACGGUCAAAUGGCCGCUGUAAAGCGUUCUAAUUGCGUCUGGCUAAAAGGAUUUUCUGCGUACCCUCAAAGUAACCUCGUUUGUGUGUUUGUGUAAGCCGUUUAACUGAAUUGUGCGUGUGUCGCAGACACAGAAAGAGACACAGACCGACCGAGUUGCGCACCAGUAUUGAGCUAGACAGCCGUCGGGAACCGAAAUCAGCUUACAGCCUGCACGGAACUGGGCGACUGCCGUUUGCCUAAAAGCGUACUCCUGUAGGGAUCAAGUACACCAACACCGGGUCCUGUGCGACACGCAACACUGGCGAGUGCAAUUUGCCAGCAAUAGAAACGCAAUUAUGACAAAAUUGAACAAAGCGCGAGCAAAGUUCGUUAACAACAACCAGAAUAAUAAUAACAACAACAACAGCAACAGCAUCACUGGCAACAACAAUAAUCAGCAAGAGCAACGAAAGCAAAAUGUAAACGGCUAAGAGAUGACUCGCCAACUGGGUCCGAGCAGGGCACUGCAGCAGCAAACUUAAAGGCAACACAAUUGCGAACACAACUAAGGGGACAACAAGAACUAUUAGUAACAAAAACAAAACAAACGCCACAGCAACAAGAAAAACACGCAACAUAAAUGAAGUUAACAAUUUGUCAAAUUGCUAAAUUAUUUCUGCUGUUGACAGCCUUCUUCUUUCUUAAUUCCCACAACGCCUCAUCCACCUUCACCUUCACGUUCGCCUCGAACCUCACCUCUGGUUACUCCAACAGCAGCAGCAGCAGCAGCAGCUCGACGCCAACCCUCUCGCCAUUCCAGCCGGCCACAACGUCAGCUGACAUUGUGUCCAAGACAACGGCCAAUGCGACUGCAACAACCGCGGCAACGUCAACAGCUACGACAACAGCAGCAGCAGCCGCAGCAGCGCUUAGCAGCAAUUCAAUUUUGGUCACAGCAACAACAGCAAAAACUACUACAACAACAACAGGCCAGCAGAGACAACUACAACAGCAACAAGAACAACAACAACAACGUAAUGCGCGCGAAGUUGAUCGUCAGGCACGUCAAAAGCAAAUGUCCGCAAUACAACAGCAACAGGGGCAACAGCAGCAACAGCAGCAACUGGGGCAACAGCAGCAACAGGGGCAACAACGUCAACGCCGCGGAAAACAACAAAGACAACAACAACAACAACAACAACAGCAAGAAGCAAACACUGCAGCUUUGGCCGCUCAGCGUGUCGCAGUUUUAAUACCUUCAUCAGUCGACGUUGAUAUGAUGCAAGUGCAACAGGGCUUUCAGCAUUUCGUUGAGUUUUUUCAAGUGCAUUUGUCUAAUGCCAGCGUCGAUUUUCUACGUGAUGUCGAUUUAAGUGGCUUCAUUAAAUUACUCGAGCUACCCAAAUACACGAGCAUUGUAAAGACUUUAAAUGCGGGCAUUAAUGUAGACACCGAGGUGGACCUUGAUAAUGCUGGAGUUGACCCAACAAAGCAGUCGCGUCAGCAGCGAGCCCAAAUGAAACCGUUGUCAGCAGACUCUUUAUCAUCAUCCACACCAGAGACCCAACAUAGGAAACAUCAAAAACAACAGCGAAAGGACGAGCCGCAGGAGGAGCACUCAACUACCCGCAGCGUGGCCCACUGUCAGCAGCUGGCCGACCAGCUUGCUCACGAUUACAACAAGACCGUCGUUUUUUGGCCAUGUCCGCAGAUGAAAAUCUCGAGCAAUUUUCUGCCAUCAUUUGAGGCAAUUGCCCUGGCCGUGCGGAGCAUUGCCAGCAAGUUGAAUUGGACGCAGGUUGACAUCUAUGUUGGCGACGAGAAUUGGGGCCUACCGCUAGCCAUUGCGACCAACUUGCAUAUACCUUAUCGCAUUGAAAUCGGCGACACAAUACGUGACAUGCAUGAGCAGGAAAAGCCGGGCAAAGCAAUUAUUAUUACGGCGCCUCUGAACGAUGAGAGCACGCUGCGUUGGCUUGGGACUGGCAAGUGGGCAGAGCAGGACCAGCACACAAAAGUAUUGCUCAUCGAUAUUGUGGCCAGCUCAUUGAAUGUCGAGCACCGACUCUACAAAUAUUUGGCACGCAUCAAUGCGGCCACUGGCAAUGGUAAUGGUAAUGGCAACAGCAAUGGCAACAGCAAUGGCAACAGCAAUGGCAAUGGCAAUGGCAAUGGGAGCAGCAUACCGCAGUUGCCCGUGUCCGGGCUGGUGACCAGCAAUCUGUUGGUGCUGACGCUGCUAAGCGAUAAGCAUCGACACUUUCUGAAUGCGGCCGGGAUUGGCAUGGCCAUGGUGCACAAUUUUCGUACACCAGCGUCUGGCCAUGCGGUGAAUGGAGUGGAUAACCCAAUGGAGGCAUUGGCUCAUCAAAAUGCCAGCCUCAACAAGCUGCGACCCUUUAUGAAUCUGUUCUCGCUUUACGAUCUGUUGCUGUCGCACAUUGUGGCGGGCAGUGCAACGGCGACAAUACCGAAAUACGAUUUUUUAGUUCUCGACAUUGUUGUGGAUGCUGCGCUUGCCACAUACAAAUGGCGGCCGUUGCUCAUACUGGAGGGCGGCAAGGGUGCAGGUCACGGCAGUUAUAUAACGCACUCCAUUCAACCCGGAUACGAUGAAUGGCUGUUGGUCAGCAGCGUUCAAAUGUGGCAUUGUGGCGCCAUCUGUUGGACAAUCGCAGCAAUAUGCAUGGGCUUACUGGUCAUCAUUGUGGUUGCCAGCGUGGCUGCCGGCGUAGCCGUGAGAAACUACUUUUUACGCAAAAGACUGUCGAAGGGACCCAACAAAAUUGUGCUCUCGGCCAGUGACUUUGUAUUUCCCGUGGACUCCCGUCGCGUGGACGAGGGCAUCGAGGCGAUGCUCUGCUGCUGGCUACAACAGCUACAGGAAUUCGGAGGUCCCGAGGUGGACAAGCCGGAUCUGCUCAAGGGCUCCAUUGGCUCGCUAAAAAAUUUGGGUUUUGUCAUACCCGGCGCAACAGGAGCUGGCAACAACGGUGCCAUAACUGGAACUGGAGGAGCCGCCACAACGGCGACUGUCAAUGGCAAGAGUGGCUCCACGGCCACGGGCAGCCUGGCGCGUCAUAAGCCGGCACAUCUGGACAUGCGGGCCCGCUACAAUGGCGAUCUGGUGCAGCUCAAGGAGAUAAACUUGAAUGGAUCCACAGAGCUGCGCUCCAAGGCCAUGGAUCUGCUGGUGAUGGCGCACGGACUGCGCCACGAGAAUAUAAAUCCACUAAUUGGCUGGCUAUCGGAUCCGAAUCGCACAGCCAUGGUUUUCGACUAUUGCUCGCGCGGCUCACUGCAGGAUGUGCUUAUUAUGGAUGAGAUUAAGCUGGACUGGUCCUUCCGUCUUAGUCUGCUUACCGAUCUGGUACGCGGCAUGCGCUACCUGCACGCCUCUCCCAUUCGCAUCCAUGGUGCAUUGACGUCCAGAAACUGUGUCGUCGACGCCAGAUGGGUGCUCAAGGUAACCGACUAUGGUCUGAAUUCCUUUUACGAGUCGCAGGGCUUGUCGCCCUUGCCACGCAGCACUAAGGAAUUACUGUGGACGGCGCCCGAGUUGCUGCGCACCAUGAAAACGCAGCAACAGCAGCAUCAUCAUCAUCAUAAUCUACACGGACGUGUGCAGAUGGGCACACAGCUGGGCGACGUCUACUCCUUCGGCAUCAUUAUGCAGGAGGUGGUUGUCCGUGGUGAACCCUACUGCAUGCUCUCACUCUCGCCGGACGAGAUUAUAGCCAAAAUCAAAAAGCCACCGCCACUGAUAAGGCCCUCAGUGUCCAAAGGAGCUGCCCCGCCAGAGGCCAUCAACAUAAUGCGACAGUGUUGGGCCGAACAGCCCGAAAUGCGACCUGAUUUCAAUUCCGUUUACGAGCGCUUUAAGAUGCUCAAUCACGGACGUAAAGUCAACUUUGUGGACACAAUGUUCCAAAUGCUUGAGAAGUAUUCGAACAAUCUGGAGGAGCUAAUACGCGAGCGCACCGAGCAACUGGACAUUGAAAGAAAGAAGACUGAGCAGCUGCUAAUUCGCAUGUUACCAAGCUCUGUUGCCGAGAAACUUAAGAUGGGCCUGGCCGUCGAUCCUGAGGAAUUCUCUGAUGUCACCAUAUACUUUAGCGACAUUGUUGGUUUUACAACAAUCGCAGCCCACUGCAGUCCCGUGCAGGUGGUGGAUCUGCUCAACGACCUCUACACAAUAUUCGACGCAACAAUCAAUGCUUACAAUGUCUACAAGGUGGAGACCAUCGGAGAUGCUUAUAUGGUGGUCAGCGGGCUACCGGUGAAGAUACCCGAUCAUGCCGAGCAGAUAGCCACCAUGGCGCUCGAUCUGCUGCAUCAAAGCGGACGCUUCAAUGUCAAGCAUCUGCCGGGCGUGCCGCUUCAGCUACGGAUUGGUCUGCACACGGGUCCCUGCUGUGCCGGCGUUGUGGGUCUAACGAUGCCGCGCUAUUGCCUGUUUGGUGAUACGGUCAAUACGGCCUCCCGAAUGGAAUCUACGGGUUCCUCCUGGCGCAUUCACAUGUCGCAAGAGACUCGCGAUCGCUUGGAGGCCCGUGGUGGAUAUUCCAUAGAACCUCGCGGGCUCAUCGAUAUCAAGGGCAAAGGCAUGAUGAACACGUUUUGGCUGCUGGGCAGAAAGGGAUUCGACAAGCCGCUACCUGUGCCACCUCCCAUUGGACUGGACGAAUCCCUAAUACGCAACUCGAUCACACUGAAGGCGCAGGCGAACAAAUCGCGCAACAGCACAAAUCCCUCGUCCUCGCAGAGCUCUUCGCUGGCUGGUGAGUCGGUGGAGGUCAAGGUGGAGAUAACACCACCCGCUAACACGGACAUGUGCUCAAGCCAUCUGCCCAAUUCGUAUUCGCUGGACUCGAAUUCCACCAACACGAUUAGCCCAAAUCCGACGCUGUGCCCCGAGUUUCCCAGCAAAACGCCAAGCAGCACAAGUCCACAGUCGCGGAAGCUGUCUGAACUAACGCCGGAUAGUCUGCUGAAUCCGAACAGCUUUAAUCGCUUGCCCAGCUCUACGGGCGGGUCUAGCUCCCGGCUGUAUAAGAAGAUUGAGGAAAUGAUGGAUCUCAGCUCACCGUAUAAUCACUAUAAAUGCCUCAGUCCCAGCGAGAGCAACCUAUCCCAGUUCUAUGAUGGCAAAUAUCUGUACGGAAAUGCGGGCGGUGGCAGCGUCGCUGGAGCCACUGGACCUGGCAGUGGGGGCUGCUCCAUUAGUGGCAGCUCCUCGAAGUUUGACAGCAAGCCCGGUUCGAGUCGCCUGCUGCGCCGUCAGUUCAGCCUGGACCGUGACGACCAGCAGGCCAAGGUGGAGCACCAGCACCAGCUCUCGCUGCAGGCGAACAACUAUGCAGCCCUGAUGUUUGCCAGCAAGAACUCCAUGCUGGAGAUACCGAUGCUGCACGACACAUCGCGCAGUCCGAAGGGCACAUUGACACGGGCGCACAGGCAGAACUCUACCUCCAUUGCGCAGGAUCUGGAGAAGAUUGAGGAAAUACCGUUAUCGCCGGCCUCCUCGCAACACCACAGCAGUCUCGAUAGCAACCUAAAUCGCAGUCCACCCUCCACCCAGGAAGCGCAAUCGCCGCCGAUGCUACCCCCGCCCGCUCCGGCCACCCAGCUGAGUCCACCUUUGCUCUCGGCACCCACCUCGCCGGCACCGUCGCGCACUCUGAAUGGCCUGGAUGCGCACAGCCGAAGCAGCAAGAACAAUAACAACAACAGCAGCAGCAGCAGCGGCAGCCCCAAUGCGCCAGAGGAAACCGCCAGGCCCGGCCCCGAGAUAGUCCUCAGCGUGGAGCAGCUGCUGAGCAGAUAGGACACAGUUUAGGCCUCUGCGCCAAGUAACUUAUAAAGCUUUAGGUCCGAGGCCAUCUUAAUGUGAGUGUCCGAGAAUUUGAGUGUUGUGAUGUGCAAAGUAAAGUACCUCGAUGCAGGCAAACUUGGUUCCAGCUGCAAAAUAAAAGUACAAUUUAGUUCAAGAUUAGAAAUGUCCCGCGAUCGAUAUAUUUGAUACGGAUAUUCAAACUGGCUUGGAUCGACAUUAGACAUUGUAGCCAAUUAAAUUUCCUAACUAGCUUUAUUUUCUUAUGAUUCGCCCCAUGGAAAACUGACGAAAGAGAGUAGAAAGUAGCCUUAUAUUUGAUUUAAUCUAAAUUGAUAAUACGAAAUAACAAUUCGCAUGAUUCGUAUUUAGUAUAAAUGUUAGAAUACCGUAGAGACAAUUGUCAUAAAAAAAUAUUUAAAUUCUAUUUGUAUCUGGUUAGUAAGUAUAAAGAUUCGGUUCGGUAACCAUCUUAAGUAUUAAUCAAUUUUGUGUGUAAGUCUAAUCAAAAGUAUAAUUAACUACUUAUAUGGUAUAAUCAACUACAUGCAAUUUCUGAACUGAACAAAAACUAUAUCUGAUCAAAAUGUCGGGCUGAUUCUUUCACUCACUCGAAUGUGUUUUCAAUUCUACACGAAGUUCCUUUCGAAGUAUUGAAAAUAUACCUACAUAUAUAUACAUACAUAUAUACCAGUAUGUAAAUAAAGUUGAGAUACUGUUAAAAUAUUAAAGAACGUAUUUGGCGACAAGCAUAAUAUCAAAUAAGAAUUAAAUACGUGAAUUUAGUUUUCUAAAGACAAUCGUUGUUUAUUUUAUAAAACAAAACAAAGGCAAGAAGAAAAAACGUCUAUCUACGGCACGCCGCAGAUUUAAUACCCUUGUAGACAUAUGGCUUUGAAGUGCUUUUAUACAAAAGCUUUAUUUUUGAUCAAUUGUUCCUAUGGGAGCCAUAUGAUAUACUAAUCCGGUUUGAUAAAGUUUUUACAUGAAUGUUAAAUGGAAAGUGAAGCUCGUAAUUUUAAGGUUUCGUCAAGAAAUCGUUUGUUAUAUACAAAAACUCAUCCCACGACCGAUUAUUAACAUGGUACACUGAUGUUGAUAAGACAUAGCUCAUAUAAAAACUAGUAAAUGCCAAGUUUGGGGACAAGUUAUCUUGAAAUAUAUUUUCUAUGACAGCUGAAUAAUACAAUAGCUGGCAGAGUUCGACACACAAACAGAACAAGUCUUAAAACUAAGAGACUUGUUUGCAUAAAAGCAGACGGACAGAAAUUGGUAAAUUGGGCUUGAAAAGAGGACUCCUUCUAUAUGUUAGACAUUAUGUGACAAAAUAAUAAUACCCGCUACAAGGGUAUAACAAGAAAAGUACAUUAGAUUGUGGCGAAGGUAAAAUAUAUGUGUUUAAUGAUCCGCAAGAGUUGAUCUUAUUGUCUAUUUGUAGCGGCUCUUUGGUAGUCUAGUCGGAUUGUAAACUACUCAACCUCUGUGUCAAGUAUAAAUAUAAAUAUAAAUAUUUCAUAAAAACAGCUAGAAAAUCAAAAAUAUCAGUUAAUAAAUGUAAGUCUAGCUAAAUUAACUGGAAUAUAAUUCAAAUUUAAAUCAAUUUCACUAAUGCAAAACUUUUAUAACCUACAUAGGCUUAGCUCUAAGACCAAACAAAAAAAAUGUUUAAUUAGUGCAAAUAUUUUAU